AAUAUUUUGAAAGUGGUGAUGUUGUGAAGAGAGGAGGGAACAGUGCUUAUUUCGUUCAGAAGUGAGAUACCUGUGACUUUAGCUAAGUAUCUGAACGAAAUAUACACAACUUUAACGUUUAUGACAGGGGCACUCAUGCUUUCUGUGGUAAUACAAGUAUUUCAUUUCUCUGUGGCGUUGACUCGAAGCAUUAGUGCUCGUCGAAAGUAGCUGAUACCUAAACGACACUCUAAUUUGAUCAAAGGCUUAUCAGAAAUGGAUAGUGAUGCGUUGUGACUUAGGAUAAUUGUAAAUAUUUUACGGAAACAACGAAGGAGUUAAAUGAGGGUUUUAAAUAUUUUGCCUCAUUGUGUAGUACUGAUGAUAUUACGUUAAGACUUUUAACUCAUUGAGUACUUUCUUACCUGUCGUUUGACAUUUGCCGCUGAGAUGGAAACACUAUAAUAUUACAAACAUAUUACUAUUUCAAAGUGAUAACAAAUAUGCACGUAAGUUGCGUAAUCUGCAGUGACCUGUUCGUUGCAGCUGAUGAUACGUUCUGCACACAGUGUGGUCACCUUUUUCAUUACCAGUGUUUGAUACAGUGGAUUGAAAGGUCUAAAUCAUGCCCACAGUGUCGAACAAAAACCACGGAAAAGAACAUUCAUAGGAUAUAUUUUAAUAUUCCAAAUGUUGACGAAAAAUAUGAAGAUCCAAGUGUCCUGCACAAUAAAAUUGAUGGUCUACAUUUUCAGCUUCGUUUGAGAGAUACAGAUUUGAAAAAUUCUGAAGAAAAAAAUGUGAAAUUGGUUAAUCAGAAUGUGAUAUUGAAAGAAGAACUACUGCAAGCUCAACAAAAAUGCAAAAGCUUAGAAAGAGAUAUUUUAACACUUAAAGAGCAAAUAAAAUUCAUGCGUGAUCAGACAAAGAAUGCUGAGCAGGCUCAGAAUGAUGCUAAGCAACUGAAAAGACAAUUGGAAUUCUUCAAAAGUGUUGAGAUGGUGGUUAAAGCUGCAGCAACAGAAGUAGAUGAAAUGCUGGGCAAUUUUGAUGGUACAUUUGACUCCUUUAAAAGAAUGAGUACUUAUGUUUCAGUUCUCAAAAGGGAAUUACUAGGAUCAACAGAGAAGAGGCGAAAUCUUCAAACACAAUUGAAAGAAUCUGAAAAAGAUUUGAAUUCAGCUCUAAACGAGUUGAACCGUUUGAAGAAAGAACUGAGUAAUCAGGUGGAAAAGAAUGCAUUGUUAACAGACGAUAUCAAACACCAGGAAGCAGAGAACAGAAGUCUACAGAAAAAGAUAAAAAAUCUUGAGGCAGCCAUAGUAUCACCCACGGCAUCUCAUCCUAGUCAGAGUGCUCUUAGGCGAUUUGUAACUGAAAGCCCAGCGCCUAACACACUGAAGUUGUCUCACAACAUUAUUGAGAAGAGGAAGUCUACACUUGCUGAGGCUCAGGGAAGUACUUCAAAAGAAGAGGUGCCUUAUGGGGAACUUUUGACUUGUCCACAAAGUACAUUCGGUGAAGAGAAGUGUGAUGAUGCAAUGGAAAAUUGUCUGCAAAAUCAGGAGGAGGAGCCACAAAAAAAGACUCUGAAAUUGAGAUUUAACGGUGGAGAAAGUGCUACAGAUUUGACUCCACUGAGAGGAAUUAAGUUCAGAACCAUUCCAGUGCAUAAUAAGUUCAGUAUUUUUAAAAAACCUAGAAGUGAAGGUACAGCUGAUGUAGUAGGAAGUGUAAAUUGUGAUAGUGAAGUAACGUACGAUGGACAUGGAGGUCAUUCCAAAUUAGAUGAAUUUCCAAAACUUGUUCCAAAAUUCAGGCCAGAAAAAAGGACUAUGAAGAUACCUAUAGCACGAAUGAAGAAGAAAGCAGCAAGUUCAGAUAGUUUAAAACGCUAUGUAACAGGACUUCCUGACUGAUCUUCCUAAAUUCCUUUAAUUUAUUUCCCAUUGUGUGCAGUUAAUAUUACAGGCGUUACAAUAGUAAAUUAAAUUUUUGCAACAAAUAGCUGAUAAAAAAAUUGGAGACAUUACACAGACAAAGUGCUAAACCAUAUGCAAGCGUCAUUUGAAAGUUCCCAGUACUAAGAGAUAUUGUAUUGUAUUGAAUGGUACUGAGACGUUGAUGUUUGAUAUAGAUCCAGUAAUGUGUCCAUUUAACACUAAGAAUGCUUUUGGGAUCAAGAUUGACAUUUGACGAUAAACUAUGAAAAUUCAUUAAAAUAAUGAACUUUGUGGUACUAAAACAAUAAAUUUUGGCAGAGUGGAUGACUGAAAACUUCAUUACUAAAUGACUACUUUUUUUCAAUAGUUAUAUUGCACAUUUAACAAAAAACAUUUAUUUGGAAUGUGGAUGAAUAGUACUUACAAUCUCAACAGUUCACAAAUUGAACAAGGAAAACAAUGUGCAAGAUUUAUUCUUCACAUUGGACAUAAGGCUUUGCAACGAAAGCUAUUAAAUCUUGUCUACUACAAUGUAUCCCUUGUGUGUAAGCUGUUGCAAUCAAUCAGUGAAACAUCAGUCAUUACAGAUAAACAAUUCUAAUUUUUUUAUGAAGUAUAUGAUACAUAUGCAAUAUUUCCCGCAUCCCUCUUUCAUGUGUGAAUUUUCUAUGGGGAGUAGUGGCUACAACACCUGGACAACACAUAUAGGAAAAUUUGUGUUAAUUCAUUCAGUUUUAUGUUCUUGAUGGCAUCAAAUAAAUAUUUUGUAUAGAAGUUGUUACAUGGAUCUUGAUUUUUGAUGCCUUAGUUUUUAAAUAGGGAAUAAAAAAUGAUAGCAAAAUUACACCAAAUUUUCACAUUAUAAUUACUAAACUAUAGUCAGUAUAUGAAGUAAUGGUUAGAAGUAUUUUCACUUAAGAGUAUGAUUCUAUUUUUUGCUACAACUUUGUCAUACACAACAUGGAAAUUACAGUGUAUUUACAGUCUUUCCCACACAAACGAUAAAUACAAAAUUAUAGAAGGUGAUGAGCAUUACCUGUACCAGCACCUUUAACUGCUCAAAUACGAGUUAUACUG
Molecule: messenger RNA, 2999 nt
Organism: Schistocerca nitens (vagrant locust)
Lineage: Eukaryota; Metazoa; Arthropoda; Insecta; Orthoptera; Acrididae
Gene: nopo
Product: E3 ubiquitin-protein ligase TRAIP
Exons: 8
Coding region: 483-1898 (471 amino acids)
Source: RefSeq, a predicted model, not a curated record